Molecule: messenger RNA, 579 nt
Organism: Argentina anserina (silverweed cinquefoil)
Lineage: Eukaryota; Viridiplantae; Streptophyta; Magnoliopsida; Rosales; Rosaceae
Exons: 1
Coding region: 1-579 (192 amino acids)
Source: RefSeq, a predicted model, not a curated record
AUGGAUAAAGUAGUUGAAGGACAAGCUGAAGCUAUUCUCAAGGCUUUGAGGUCAUUUGAUUUUGUGUUUUGCUUGCUUCUAAUGAACAAAGUAAUGAAAGUUACCGAACUACUUUGUCAGACACUACAGCAGAAGUCUAUUGAUCUUGUGCAAGCAAUGAACUUUGUAAGAGUUACAAAGUCACUUCUUCAGGAGAUGAGAGACAUAGGGUGGGAUGAUUUGGUAAGAGAUGUGAAAUCUUUUUGUGAAAAACAUGAUCUUGAAAUGCCUGAUAUGAGUGCUUGUUAUAAGAAUGGUACAGGUUGUCGUUGUCAAGAGAUUACAGUUGAGCACCAUUAUCAUGUAAAUGUGUUCAAUGUCUUGAUUGAUUAUCAGUUGAGUGAGUUGAAUAGAAUAUACUCAGAGCAAGGUUUAGAACUCCUUACACUUAGUUCAUCUUUGAAUCCUCUUGAUGACUUCAAGUACUACAAAACUGAAGAUGUUUGCAAUCUUGCUAAGAGGUUUUAUCUUGAAGAUUUUGAUGAUGGUGAAAUGUGUACUCUAGAAUUAGAGUGUGCAUAUUAUGAGAAGGAUAUGUGA